Adineta steineri is the source of this 264-nucleotide messenger RNA. Lineage: Eukaryota; Metazoa; Rotifera; Eurotatoria; Adinetida; Adinetidae. The record is from the annotation of a GenBank genome assembly.
AUGAAUAUUGAAGAACCAUUAUUAAAAGAUCCAUUAGCUGUUCAUCGAGCUCAGAAUCAUUAUACUCAACUACUUUGGAAUUAUUUGAUUAGUAAACAAGGUGAAUCACAAGCAUGCAAACAUUUUACUCAAUUACUAUCUGCAAUGUUUCAAAUACGAUCAGUAUCGAAAAACUCUCAAGAAUUUAUUCGUUGUCAAAUGAUAUCAUCCAAUGUAGUCGAUCAAAUUGCACCAGUUAUGCAGUCUGUUCUUCAUAUUUCUUAG